AUGGAUUCAAAUGGAGCCAAUAGUCUGGGAAAAACGGUUUGGAAUUGUUUUACCAGUAAUUAUCUAAUAGAGUAUUCAUUUCCGGUGAUUGCUAUUAUUAUAUUAAUAAUUUUCGUUACAGCCAUUAUAAGCACCAAACAAUGUUUUCGUUCACAUUCUAUCGUUGCUGUGUGCUCUAAACGAUUUCAGCCUGCCUGUCGCAUUAUUUUGCCAGACAUCCAUCAAACAUCUAUAUCGACGAGUCGUCAGACUCUCCCUGUUACGAAUUUACACGGAGCAGUCAUUGACACACCGGCUGCAAUUUCAUCACCAACGCAAUCACAAAAUACAAUCAACGCAGCAGAAUGUGAUCCACUUUUGUAUAAUAUUUUUCAGCGUGUAAUAGAUUCUAUCAAACACUAUCAAAAACAGCAAGAAUCUGGCGGAUGUGGUCUUGAAAAUCGCGGGCAUUCAUGCUAUAUCAAUAGUGCUCUCCAAUGCCUUUGUCAUAUUCGUCCAUUCGUUGAAAUUAUACUCAAUCUUCCAGAGCAACAAUCAUCUCAGUUGCCACCGAUCACAUCAGCAUAUCGUCGACUGUUAAUUGAAAUGCAAUCGAUUUUGGAAGGUUCUACUAGUGCACAUGAAGUGAAAACUUGUAUUAGCGAGUUAAACCGACGUUUUGCUGGAACUGAUGAACAAGAUAGCCAUGAAUUUCUAACUGUACUGAUUGAAGCUCUUCAUGAUGAAUUGAUGGAUAAUUACCAGAACUCAUCCAUAGGUGACCUUAUGCAUGGUACCAUUAGAUCGACUGUCAAAUGUCUUGUUUGUGAGGAAGAAACCAAUACAGACGAUUCAUUUUUAUCUCUUCCACUGCCCAUCUAUCGAUCAGCUGCCGCAAGUUUUGGAUUCGACACAAUCAAGAACAUACUUGCGAAGUCAAUGGCUCUUUUUAGUUAUGCUAUGCAAACUGACCCUACUCUUUAUGACUGUUUUGAAAACCUACUAGCAAUGGAACAAUUAGGUCCAAACGGACAGUGGUUUUGUCAAAAUUGUCAGAAACCAACCGAUGCAAUUAAGAAACUAGAUUUAUUUCAACUACCAAGAGUAUUGAUUCUUCAGUUGAAACGAUUCACAUAUGAUCUCACGGAUGACACGAAAAUUACGACAAAAAUUCAUGUUCAAGAGGUUCUUGACCUGGGACAAUUUCUUAAAAAAAAUGACAUGACUCAGCAUGCUAUAUACGAUCUUGUGGCUGUUUUGACACAUACAGGAACACUUGCUAGCGGUCAUUAUAUGACUUUUGCUCGACAUCUAAGCAACUCCGGUUGGCAUCAUUUUAACGACCAGCAUGUUCGUCAAGCGUCCUUGAGUGAGGUCUUGACAUCAGAUACAUAUGUUCUUGUUUAUGAGCGCCAACAUUUACGUCUUAGUUCAUGA
Molecule: messenger RNA, 1416 nt
Organism: Rotaria sp. Silwood2
Lineage: Eukaryota; Metazoa; Rotifera; Eurotatoria; Philodinida; Philodinidae
Source: the annotation of a GenBank genome assembly